This is a messenger RNA of Colletotrichum lupini, 3678 nucleotides long. RefSeq lists its product as uncharacterized. The transcript has 23 exons. Lineage: Eukaryota; Fungi; Ascomycota; Sordariomycetes; Glomerellales; Glomerellaceae. Bases 1 to 3678 code for a protein of 1225 amino acids. The record is from RefSeq and is a predicted model, not a curated record.
AUGUCACUGAUCGCGUCAAACUGCAUGACACGGGGACCCUAUCCUGACAGCUCCAUUGGUUGCUACAUAAUGAUGAUCAACCGCAUCCGCCGGCAAUGCUCGCUCUCACCUCACCACUACUACCUUGCGCCGGGGGCACCUAUCGUCAGAAGGGUCAUUGUUGCACACGGUAAUGAAGGUCCUCAACACUCCGAAACAGCCGCUGUACCACCGCUCCAUCCCGAGUCAAAACCAACUAUGGCCACUAUGACGAGGAUGAGACCCCGUUUGACAUGGACUACCGCGUGGCCAUGUGCUAUUUAUGAAGACCAAUGGCCGGGGUGCUUGGUCCGGACCUGGUGGACCAAGCGACACCUAGGCCUCGGGGUUUCCUUUCUUCACCUUCCUGAACUUCUCUGCGGCACGGCACACCUGAUAAUUCGACCCCGGCCAAACAGCGGUCAAAAGGGUUACAACGAGGGUCAAGCUUCUGUAACGCUACAGGCGGGCAGCGUCUCCGGAUGCGCGAGGAGCCUUCUUGGUGAACCGCGAGAGUGUCUGACUGUCUGGAACGCUUUGCUCAGGCAACGACAGUCGGUCAAGUUGUACAAAUCUUGGGAUGUGACGGACGGCGAGCAUGUCAAGGUUGACAGGGCUAGCGGAUGCAGGCUGGCCGCUGGCGAAAUCAUGGGCCCGGGUCGUCGCCAUGCUGGAAACACUGGAAAUGACGACGGCUCACGGCCGCGGCAGAGCGGGGGCCAAAAACACACCUUGCCAUGCGCCGGUAGCCUUCAAAAGGGGGGGAGGGUAGCAGGAUGGCAGAUCCCUCCAUCAACCUCCCCCAUCACUACGUGUACAGAUACAGGACACUGCCGUUAUGCAUCACUUAGCCCAAUAUCGCAUCGCGGGGAGGUGGGCGAUACGGCCGGUGAGGCCCGCGAGAUGAUGUUGGUGGGCAUAGUCAAAUUGUCUCUCACUCAUGACAUCGAGCCUACGGGUGAUGAGAGACAAAGGUUGCAAAGAGAAAGGAGAUAUUUGCCAUUCCACGGCUCGGAAGGGCAACGGUCUUGGACUCACGGGGGAGCUCGAUUUGGGGAUGGAGGCAAGGCGAGCAGGAACGGCGAUGGGCACAAGCACGGCGGGCAUAUCCCAGCCCAGGCCCGGCUAGCCCAGGUCGACCUACCGUCAAGCACAGUUCAGUUGAGUUGUGAUACGUACUCCGUACAGCUGGAGCGACCAGACGCGGGUUGCAGAGGUCAUGGCUCACGCCCUCUCCCCAAGUCUCCAAUGGCCUGGGACCCAGCUGGUGGCCGUGGAAGCGACGACAAACGCAAGUGGCUACUGGCAGCAGUAUCGCGCGAGUACUUUGUGGCGGUCGAGUACCCGUGGGAAGCGCCAUGCCGCGACCCAAUGCUGCUCGUGUUUCCCGGGUUUAGCGACGAAGGACUGGGGUGUCUGGGAGGAAUGGAUCCGUAUAGAGAGGAAGGGCGAGCGAGAGGAGGGGGCUCUAUGUGUGGAUGCAGCACUCAAGGUGGGAUUUCGCGGGAGAAGGGAACCGGGAUCAAGAAGAAAGAUACAAAAGUAACGAGGCACCCGCCGAGACCAGCGUCUCGUCCCUGUUACCCCGAGAGGUAUUUCUCGUUCCCUUGCAAUUGCGGUCGCAUCCCAGCGUGGACGUUGAAUACGGACGACGGACACACAGAGAUCCUUCUUCUUAAUUAUUUGGCCAUUGUAGUUGAGCUUUGGCGAGUGAGCGCGGUAGCCCUUGGCUCGCCUACACCUCAGACUUUCGACAGUGCCGGCUUGUCAACGACUGGUUCAUACCUUACCUUGCCUUGCUUUCCUUGCCCACCACGACGGCUACGGGGACGAACUAAGGCUGCGGCUACAGAUGCCAGACGCUUCUGCGGAUACAUUCUACAGUUCAUCGGAGUAGGUUCGCUACCGCUACCACUACCACUUGCACUUCCACAUGAUAUGAACAUAUUCCCUACCCUCUGCCCCCCCUUCGUCACACUUACACUUUCUUGUCAUCUCACUCUUUCGCCCAUCCCACCCGUCAACAUCCGACACCACCAAAACUAUUUCCUCUUCACAGUCACGCAGCCUAACUCAUCAGGCAGGGCAGAUUCAUCGCGCUCUACACGUUCACUCUCUACACCCCUGAGGCAAACGGUGCGCGGCAGGCAAGGUUCAAGCAUCGAUACAGACGGAUAUCCCUACCCGUCCAGCAUUCUUGACUUGAACUGGCAUUUAUACCGGUGGCUCGCGACGUGGGAAAUUGUCUCGUCACUCUUCAGUGUUCCACCCCCCGAACAGGCGCAGCAUAAUCGCGCAGAGGCGCACGGUACCUUUAAGGAGAACAACGCCGGCGCAGCGCGAAUAUUCAUCUGCCUGCUUCCGUCUCAUACGCACACUCACAACACACACAUCUCACCACUGCCAUCACCUCUCUCGGCACGGGCAACCAUCCAACUACCACCGAUCCCAAUUUCGACCUUGAGCGUCCCCAUCGUCAUCGUCAUUGUCAUCCCUGGCCGGACGCAACCGCAAUACGAACCCCGUCCGGCCGAUUUCAUCUGGAGCACCUACUUCUUCUCCAACGCAGACAGAACAUCGCAUCUGCGGAUACUCCUAGCUCGUUUCCUCGUGUCGGAUCCAAGGCUGCAGCCAAAAACUCCAGACAAGAUCCCAAUAGGGAUAUUUCAUGUGAGUGAAUCUCUAACGUGUCUGCUGCCCAAUGUUCGCUCCAACUCUUUUGCAUCUGCGUUUCUUGUCUCCUUCAUCUGCCGCCCAAAGACCAAACAAGGCAAGGGCAGAAACUCUCUUGACGGCGUCGAGCAUCCGUACAGGCCGGGACGCUGGGUCGGGCUGUUCCCAUCCAAUUUCUCUCACACAUAUUCAUACACCAAGGGCUGCACAGCCUCAGGUCUCAGCGGCAUCUUUCUCACCAAUUUCUGCCCUUGUUCCACCCCCGGAGCGGACAAGACACCGCUCUCGCUCUCUCGUCCUUCCCAGCAAGCAAUUAUUUGUCCCACGCCCCUCCCCCCGCCGACGCCCUCUAAAAAAGAAGGGAAGAAAAAAGUCCAAAGCUCAAGCUCCCGCGACCUCCGCGCGCCGCGUACCGAAGCACCGCCGGCGGCAGAAAGCAGCAACAGCUCCAGCUGCUACCUUAGCUCCAGUUCCAGUCCCAGCACCACCUUGCCAGCUGCAGCUGCACCUGUACUUUGUACCAGCACUCUGUCCCGCCAGCAAAGAGUGUCAUCAUUGCGCUUGAUUACCACCUCACUCUCUUUUUUUCCCUCUUAUAACAGGUCCCCAUUUCUUACUCAUCCACAUCGACCUCUCACGGAAGAUCAUCUCCCAAGAGACUCUCCAAGUCCGGAAGAUAUCGAGGCGCCCUCCCUGUCUCAAAAAGCCGCUCGCUUGCUCGCCUCGGUCCUUCAGCCCAACGCUAUCAUAGCUGUUGCUGACUUGGCUCGGCCCGAAUCGCUGAUUCUGGCUCUCAUUGACGCGCGCGAACACCUGCGCACCCUUUUCGUCAACAUCAUCUCUGCCGAAGCUCCCCGCCGACUGACUAUUCACUCACCACGCGACGAUUAUCCGUCAACUUACCUUGCCGCCGGUCGCUUGCUGCAUCUGCGCAGCUAUUCUACCACGGCACAAACAUCGCUUGCUCGGCCUAACGCGCCUGCAUAG